CCUGCAGGCAGCAUCUCUACCCUUUCAGACAGCCAGUGUGGGGGAGAACGUUGCUACCGUGCUUCUGUGUGUGAGAGUGUGUGUGUAUAAUACUGUAUGUGGGCAUGACUGUGUGUGUGUGAGUUAGUGGUUUAAGCAGCCUCUUAGGAUGAGCGGCAGAGGGAGACAGACAGUGCUGUGAUUGAGAGUUGGCAACAUCGCCUCUCUUUGCCUGUCCUCAGCCCAUCCUGCCCUCCUCUCCUUUUCCUCUGGCUCUGAUCUACAACACCACUGGGAUGUCUUCUCCAGGAUCCAUGGACGGCAGCCAGAGGAAUAGCUCGGAGAAGGUGCCACCCCAGGUGAAGGACGCGGAGCCUGCCCAGGUGAAGUUAAAGGAGGUGGAUCCUCCCCAGGUGAAGCCAAAGGAGGUGGAGCCUGGCCAGUUUAAGAUGAAGGAGGCGGAGCCUGCCCCGGUGAAUCUGAAGGAGAGGCAGAAGUUCUUUGAAGAGGCAUUCCAGCAAGACAUGGAUCAGUACCUGUCCACCAGCUGCCUGCAAAUCACUGAGAGGAGAGGGCCAAUAGGCAGCUUUUCAUCCAUGGAGGUGAACAUAGACAUGCUGGAGCAGAUGGACCUGAUGGACAUGUCCGACCAUGAGAGCCUUGACGUCUUCCUCCACUCUGGGGGUGAGGACAACCGCGCUGCCUCGCCCAUGCUGGGUCCAGACGUGGAGUCGUUAACCACAGAGAUCACACUGCAGGUUCCCACCCAGGCUGAGCUAAGACACAAGCUGUCCUCCCUCUCCUCCACCUGCAAUGACAGCCAGAACACCGAGGCCAGGGAGGAUGAAGGGGGUAGGGUGGACCGCAGCCACUGUCCUGUUGGGGUACAAUCAUACGAGGCAGAGGUUCCCCUCAACACGUUCCUAGCAGGGAGGCCACCGCUCCAGCCACUGCCACUGCCCCCAACCAGAAACCAGACACUUAAACACUGAGGACAACAGCUCACAGGCCACAUAAGGACCAGGGUAGGAGCUAAGACACUGAGCGAACUGAAAUCCUGAGAGGAUGGGACCGAAGACAUUGAACGGACCAAAACCCUGCGACUAUGCACUGUAGGCAUGGAGGAAGAGAUGCAUCAUUUAUGUUUACUGUAUUUUCAUCC
Messenger RNA from Coregonus clupeaformis (lake whitefish), 1141 nucleotides. Its product is annotated as dysbindin-like. The coding region runs from base 276 to 971 and encodes 231 amino acids. The transcript has 4 exons. Gene Ontology annotation, biological process: neuron projection development; regulation of synaptic vesicle exocytosis; anterograde synaptic vesicle transport. Gene Ontology annotation, cellular component: BLOC-1 complex; plasma membrane; synaptic vesicle membrane. NCBI's taxonomy places the organism in Eukaryota, Metazoa, Chordata, Actinopteri, Salmoniformes, Salmonidae. The record is from RefSeq and is a predicted model, not a curated record.